CCAUUUCCCCACCUGUACAUAGAAAGACGGACCUUCACGCCGACACUACCACCACCACCUCCAACCGCUGCAACCACCUAAUCCAUGAAACGAACCACCAACAACCACCCCCAAUGGCUCCUCAUCCUCACCGCCACCUCCGCCCUCCUCCUCCUCGCCCUCCUCGCCUACGACCACCGCCAAUUCGACCACAAUUUCAUCUCCGACGAGUCCUACGCCCCGGAGCUCCCAAGGCUGCCGAGAUUCGCGUACAUGAUCUCCGGUUCCAAAGGCGACGCGCCGCGGCUGAAGCGGCUGCUCCAGGCGACUUACCACCCGAGAAAUUACUACUUGCUCCACCUCGAUCUGGCAGCCUCCGACGCCGAGAGGCUCGAGCUGGCCAAGUACGUCAGGUCGGAGCGUGUGAUGAACGCGUUCCGGAAUGCGAUGGUGGUUGGCGCGGCGGAUUUGGUGACGGAGAAAGUUCCGACGGUGCUGGCGGCGACGCUCCACGCGGUGGCGGUUUUGCUGAAGCGGGCUGGGGAUUGGGAUUGGUUUAUUAAUCUCAGUGCUUCGGAUUACCCACUCAUGUCCCAAGAUGAUUUGUUGCAUAUCUUUUCGUACUUGCCGAGGGACCUCAACUUCCUGGAGCACACUAGCAAUAUUGGGUGGAAAGAAAAUCAGAGAGCGAGGCCGAUUAUAAUCGAUCCUGGUCUGUACCACAAUAAGAAAUCCGGGGUGUUUUGGGCUAAAGAGAGGAGGUCAUUGCCAGCUUCUUUCAAGUUAUUCAUGGGUUCUACAGGGAUGAUGCUGACAAGAUCAUUUCUUGAGUUCUGUAUUUUGGGGUGGGACAAUCUUCCCCGCACUCUUCUGAUGUACUAUACCAAUUUCCUGUCAUCACCAGAGGGCUACUUCCACACUGUCAUCUGCAAUCAUAAGGAUUACCAGAACACAACUGUAAAUCAUGACUUACAUUACAUUAGGUGGGAUAGCCCUCCAAAGCUAAAUCCGGUUAAUCUAACACUGGAACAUUACAAAGACAUUUUCCAAGCUGGAACUCCUUUUGGCAGUCCGUUUGCAAGAGAUGAUCCAGUUCUUGACAAAAUUGAUAAGGUGCUUCUGAAGAGACCAACUGGGCAUCUUGCACCUGGUGGUUGGUGUUUGGGAAGAGUAGGUAAAGAUAGAUGUUCAGUUUAUGGAUAUCCACUGGCUGUAAAACCGAGUGUAGAUUCUAAGCGGCUAGAGAAACUCAUUGUGAAACUUCUUGAUUCUGAAAAUUUCAGGUCUAACCAGUGUAAAUAGUCUUUGCUA
Argentina anserina (silverweed cinquefoil) is the source of this 1290-nucleotide messenger RNA. RefSeq names its product beta-glucuronosyltransferase GlcAT14C-like. The record is from RefSeq and is a predicted model, not a curated record. Gene Ontology annotation, cellular component: membrane. Gene Ontology annotation, molecular function: glucuronosyltransferase activity. The coding region runs from base 85 to 1281 and encodes 398 amino acids. Lineage: Eukaryota; Viridiplantae; Streptophyta; Magnoliopsida; Rosales; Rosaceae. The transcript has 4 exons.